AUGGCGGAGUCCAAUUUUGAGUACGCCCACUUUGCUGGCGGUGUUGCGCUUCUUCUGGUGAGAUGUCCCUGCUGUUACGAAAAGAAAAUCAUCUUACAUUUUCUGAGACUUUCACAUUAUGCAUUGGACAAGCCUUCUACAACCUCUGUAUACACCCGCUUCGUUCCUACCCGGGUCCGUGAGCUCACGAGUGAGGCCCGAAAGAUACACGAGAAAUAUGGGGAUAGUGUGCGCCUGGCGCCCAACAAGCUAUCGUUUAUCCAGUCUCAAGCGUGGCCCGACAUCCAUGGCCAUCGUUCCGAGAAGAAAAAGGUCUGGUUCGAAAAAGACCCAAGUGUCUAUCUGCCAAGGUUCAAUGGAGCGCCUUCAAUUGUUGACGCGAACGAACAAGAUCAUGCUCGAUUCCGUCGUUUACUUGCCCACGCUUUCUCAGAAAAGGCUCUGCGCGAUCAAGAACCAAUUCUCCAGACGUACGUUAAUCGGCUGGUCUCAAAACUACACCAGCAGAUUGAUGGGCCUGCAAAUGGUGUGCUAGACAUGGCUCAAUGGGUUAAUUUCAUGACCUUUGACAUUAUUGGAGACCUGACUUUCGGGCAUUCAUUUGACUGCCUAGAAAGCGGAGAGCUGCACCCUUGGGUUGCACUGUUGCCUGGCGCGGCCAGAACCAUGACCUAUUUGCUUGCACUCAAGCACGCGCCAGAAUUCAUCUUCAAGGCAGUUCUGGCAAUGAUCAUGCCAUCCCUGGCCGCACGACGAGAGCAUGCUGAGUUCACAAAUGAAAAGAUCAAGAUCCGCUUGUCAGAUGAGGCAGACAGGAGAGAUUUCAUCACUCCAAUCCUAAAAGCCAAUGACGAGAAAGGCAUGACUUAUCCGGAGCUUGAAAGUUCGAUCAAUCUCCUCGUCACGGCUGGGAGUGAAACGCUAGCCACGCUUUUCAGUGGCGCUGUCUACCACCUCUCUCAAAAUCCCCGUGUAAUGAAGAAACUGCGGCAAGAGGUUCAAACGGCCUUCCAUGAUACUAAGGACGUAACCAUAGCCUCGAUUCAAAAGCUACCAUAUCUCAAUGCAGUCAUCGAGGAAUCUCUGCGUAUAUACCCACCGGCCGCAUUGAGCUUGACUCGCAUCGUACCGCGCGGUGGCGCCGUCAUCUGCGGCGAGCACAUUCCAGCAGGGACCGGCGUUGGAGUGACCACUUGGGCUGCCACUCAUUCGCCUAAGAACUUUGCGGCUCCAGAGGAAUAUGCCCCCGAGAGAUGGCUAGACGAUCCACGAUUUGCCAAAGACGAUAAAAAAUCGUCUCAGCCUUUUAGCAUGGGGGCUAGAAAUUGCGUUGGUAAAAAUUUGGCGUACGCAGAGAUGCGGCUGGUUCUAGCAAAGCUUGCACUGGACUUUGAUUUCCGGUUGCAGCCGGAGAGUGAGACAUGGAUUGUGCAAAAGCUCUUCACGUUCUGGGAGAAGCCACCAUUGAUGGUGAAGGUCACCAGAACCAGGCAGGCAAAGAAGCAAGAAGCUUUUAGCGGAUAA
Endocarpon pusillum Z07020 is the source of this 1524-nucleotide messenger RNA. RefSeq lists its product as uncharacterized. Gene Ontology annotation, molecular function: iron ion binding; monooxygenase activity; oxidoreductase activity, acting on paired donors, with incorporation or reduction of molecular oxygen. The transcript is spliced from 8 exons. NCBI's taxonomy places the organism in Eukaryota, Fungi, Ascomycota, Eurotiomycetes, Verrucariales, Verrucariaceae. The record is from RefSeq and is a predicted model, not a curated record. Bases 1 to 1524 code for a protein of 507 amino acids.